CUGUUGGACGACAUCAUCGGACGCUACGUAUGAGAGAAAACGUAACGCCAAGUCCGAUUGGACCGUAUCACUGGUGGCUUUUCCCUUCCCGCCCCCAACAGCUCGGCUUUCCUGCGCCAGCAGCAGCAUCGGUGUGUCACCGAGGCUAGGCUGCUGCGGGAGAGACCCGGAGUCAGGGCGAACACACAACCAGUUCACCCACACUGGCAUCGCAGCGGGGCUGAGGGGCUGCCCCGGCGACCUUUAAACCUGAACACCGGUUCGGUUGGAUCCUCUGCGUGUCUCCGCCGCCCGUCCUCCUGAUGUCGGACUUCAAGCUGGGGAUCGUGCGGCUCGGCCGUGUGGCCGGGAAGACAAAAUAUACACUGAUUGAUGAACAGGACAUACCGCUUGUGGAAAACUACGCGUUUGAGGCGCGCAUGGAGGUAGAUGCAGAUGGCAAUGGAGCCAAAAUCUUUGCCUAUGCUUUUGACAUUGGCAAAGGCCGCUGGGCAGGAAGGCCUUUGCAUGAGCUGCUCUGGGAGAAGCACAGAGGAGGCAUCGCCCCCAGCUUUCAAGUCAUCCACAUCAACUCUGUGACCGUGGACAACAGGUUAGACAACCUACGACUGGUGCCAGUGGGCUGGAGCCCCAAGCCGGAGGAGAUUUCCAGCAAACAGAGAGAGCAGUCUCUGUACUGGCUGGCCAUCCAACAGGUACCGGCCGACCCGGUGGAGGAGCAGUAUCUGGAGCUGAGCCGCACACGCUACUACAACGCUAACGGGGAGCUGGUGGAGGAAGAGGAGUGCUCCUGCACUUACUACGAGUGUCAUUAUCCUCCUUGUUCACUCAUCGAGAGGAGGCUCCGGGAGUUCAACAUCUGCGGCCGCUGCCAGGUGGCGCGCUACUGCGGUUCCCAGUGCCAACAAAGGGACUGGCCCGCCCACAAGAAGCAGUGUCGCGAGCGCAAGCGGGUACUGGCCCUGGAGUCGGAGCCCGAGCGAUGAUCUGCCCUCAUCCUCGCCUGGGUAGGGAGGAGGGAGAACAGGAGAGGGAAGGGUUAGACUCAUGGGAUGGGAGCAGGGAUGAAGAGCAAACUGGGGGAAAUUGCUGACAAGAGACUAACGACAGAGGACUAGGUUGGUAGCUGGAUUGAUUGAUGGGUUCAGGCGGUAAGAAGAUGGAGGAGGGGAAGGAGAGUAAAAGCAAAAAGACAUCUGCCACUUCCCAGAACUGUUAUUCUCCAUAGCUUGCUUGCUGGAUGACGGGGAAUGGUAUUAUUUUUUUUCAUGAUUUCUCGAGGAGGGAGACCCUCGAGCUCUACCUGCUGCUAUGGAUUUUGUAUGCGUGGGGGGGUGGGAAAGUUCUUGUCAAUGAACUGGACAAGCUUCUUUGGACCACAACAUGGAUACUUGUCGUCAUCCACUUUAGUUCCUCCAGCCAGCAGCUGGGUGUGGGGACGUCUGUGCAAACGGGGGACCCCGGUCAUUCAGCUGGUACAACGGGACAUGGACCUUCUCACUGUAUUGCUCCCUCUCCGGUGCACAGGGCUGCUUCUUCACAGUCAUCAACACCUUAGCCGCCUCCCUGUCCGUCAUACUCCCCCACUCAGCUGACACUCAUCAGAUAUAUUUCACUGAUUGAAUCACACUACCAGUAUUGAGUGUGUAUGUAUGUGUGUGUGUGUGUGUGUGUGUGUGUAUAUGUGUAUGUGUAUGUGUAUGUGCUGCCAGUGUGUACUGAAGGACAUUGAAAUGCUCAGCAUUGGUUGUUAUUAUUAUGGGCAGGUUUAGUGUAUGGCUUUUGUCUUCAUAAGGGGCCAUAUUACACACGAAUUGGUCGGUUAAAAUCUCUUCACUGUUAUAUAGUAAAGUAGCUGCCAAAUAAAGGCAUACAUUUUUCUCUACAAAGUUCUCUCCCCAUGAGUUUUUUUUAUUUUUCUAUCAAUUUAAUGCGACUUUUGGUACCACGUUAGUAAGAAACUGGAUUUCAUUUUUGUUUUCUUUCAGAUAUUUCCAAAUUUUCCAGCUGGUAUUUAAAAAGCAGUUCUGGGUGUUUAAAAGUUCUUGUCUUUGUUAUGAUCCAACACGUUUGUUGGUCACCGUAUGAGAAAUUGCUUGCUUGUUUAUCACAACAUAAUAAUUUAUUGUUCUCCAGACAAACAGUAUCCAUCUCUCUCUGACUUUCUUUUCUGAUGGUUAUCUCUACCAAAGUCUACUAUGCCCCGUAGUUUGGCACUCGUGUAUCUGGUUUAAAUCCCUCCAGUCAGUCUUAUUUUGCUGGUUUUUAACAGACAUCCUGUCUUUUUGCACCUGCAGGGUCAUGGUAUGCGUGUGCCGGGGAGGGUGGCAGCUUCUUGUGUGAGAGUUUGCUCUAUGGGUUAUUUUUUUUAAAGAAAUUCUAUCAAUGGAGCUAUAUUUAUUUAAACAUUUGAUUGUGAAACAUGUUUUUGUCCUGGUGAUAUUUGAAGGCAAACGUUAUAAAAAAUGGACAAUA
This is a messenger RNA of Eleginops maclovinus (Patagonian blennie), 2475 nucleotides long. It is a transcript of the gene zmynd19, whose product is annotated as zinc finger, MYND-type containing 19. NCBI's taxonomy places the organism in Eukaryota, Metazoa, Chordata, Actinopteri, Perciformes, Eleginopidae. The record is from RefSeq and is a predicted model, not a curated record. Gene Ontology annotation, cellular component: cytoplasm; synapse; membrane. The transcript has 6 exons. Bases 303 to 986 code for a protein of 227 amino acids.